This is a messenger RNA of Gossypium arboreum, 809 nucleotides long. Its product is annotated as glycine-rich protein A3-like. Bases 121 to 585 code for a protein of 154 amino acids. The transcript is spliced from 3 exons. NCBI's taxonomy places the organism in Eukaryota, Viridiplantae, Streptophyta, Magnoliopsida, Malvales, Malvaceae. The record is from RefSeq and is a predicted model, not a curated record.
GUGCUAAAUUAAUGGGACGAAAUCGAAGGAACUCUCUCCCUCUAUAAAAUCAUUUCUAUCAUUUAUUUUCUUUUCAAAGCCAAAUGAGAAUAGUUUAGGUUCCAAAGAAUCUGCAGAAACAUGGGAGGUAAAAAAAAUUAUUAUGCUUCACCUGGAUCUUAUCCCUACCCACCACAAGGAUAUCCUUCUCCCAGUGGGUACCCACCGGCCGGAUAUCCUCCACUAGUAAGAUAUCCUUCUCAUGGUGUGGGAUAUCCUCCUCCCAAUGGAUACCCUCCACCGAUCACUACAACAUAUCCUUCACCUGGGGGAUAUCCUCCUCCUCCUCCUCCUCCUCCAGGAUAUCCUCCUCCAGGAUCAAUAGGACAAACUCCGAUAGUUUACCCACCAACUAAUUAUCCUGCAGGUGUUGGUAGUAGUGGUGCAUAUGGGGCUCACCCUCACUAUAUGGCACAUGGUGCUUAUGCAACAUAUGGAGGUUACUAUGGCCAUUGUCAUGGAAAGUUCAAACAUGGGAAAUUUAAGCACGGGAAGCAUGGCAUGUAUGGCAAGCAUGGUGGGUAUCGAUACAAGAAGUGGAAGUAAUUCUUUGCACACAUACAUAUGCAUACUUGCUUUUGUAUAUGAAUGAAUUGGUUCCAUUGGAAGAGGAGUUGCAUAUCAUCUUUUUUACCCUAUGCAUUAGCCAGGGCUAGAGUGCAUAAAGUCCUUAUUCUUGGUGUUUGUAUUUUCGUAAUUUUUUUUCAUAUUGUUUAAAUUAUUAUGUAUAUUUAUGAUUUUUAAUACAUUAAUAUUUUUUAUCAUAUAAA